This is a messenger RNA of Blumeria graminis f. sp. triticale, 915 nucleotides long. Lineage: Eukaryota; Fungi; Ascomycota; Leotiomycetes; Helotiales; Erysiphaceae. The record is from the annotation of a GenBank genome assembly.
AUGCCACAAAGAUGGCUAAUAGUUGGUGCCUCUCGAGGUCUUGGUAUCGAAUUUGUAUCCCAACUUCUCCUACGAGGGGACAUUGUUAUCGCCACAGUUCGAGCACCAUCAGCGACAGCUCCUCCACAAGAAACUGGGGAUGCCAGUCGACUGUGGUCUUUGACGGGAGGUCCAAAUGGCUCAAACUUGAGCAUACUAGAGUGCAAUUUGGACAACGAGUCUAGUAUCCGGACAUUUCGAGAAGAGGUUUGGAAGCUAGGAAGAAUGGGUCGAGUAUUAGAAAAAGGGAUUAUUGAUUGUGCCGUGAUUAAUCCAGGGCGACUGAGCUGUUUAGAGCAGAUCUCUGAGAUUACUUUCUCUGCUUUUACCUAUCUUCUUCAUAAUAUUGUUGUCGGACCUCUGGUAACAGCUCAGCACCUUCUCAGUCUUUCUUCACCACCAAAUUUCUACAACCCAGGCCGGUUCAUCGGCUCCAUAUCUACGGCAUUGAUUCAAAUCCGUACCUUGGUGUUUCUCGAUAGCGAUUUUGGUCUGUCCAAGUAUCCUUCGAUUUUGCAGGGUGGGUGUGCGGUUUAUGCAACCUGUAGAGCUGCGUUAAUUCAAGGACUCAAGCACUUGGUAGUGGAGAAGCAUAAAAAAACACUACGAGAAGGGCUUAAGAUUCCAAUCGUUUUAGUGAUUCACCCAAUUGAAGUACCAACGGCAGAGACUUUUCAUAGAGAUAAUCAAGAAGAGAGAAUGCCAAGUAUAUUUUCAGCACAGGAAAUUACACGUUCAAUGCUAAGGAUUAUCAAAGAGAAGGGUUGUGGUGGUGUCGACGAAGGUGGCUGGAUGACGGCCGAAAAAGAAGGAAAAAUGGUGCAAAAUGGAGAAGCGUCGUUUUGGACGUGGCAAGGGAAAAGGAAAUGGUGGUGA